AUGGCAUUGGAGCGCUGCCUGUUCCUCCUUGCUUGCCUCGGUACCGCCCAGGAGGCCGUAGCGACUUUCAAUCCGCGACAAUAUUACAAGAACAAUGCCCUCUGCAAGGCAGUUCGACGCGGUCAUGUGGAAAAGGUUGUCGACAUUAACUUGAAAUAUGUGGAUAUCAACCCGAAUGCUUCUACAACCCUCCUCAUGGUUCAUGGAUGGCCGAGUUUGUGGAGUACUUGGUCGUACCAGAUAGAUGCGUUCAAGAAUGAUUACCAUCUCGUUGUCCCUGACUUGCGGGGUUUUGGGGAAUCGGACCACCCCGGAAAUCCCGACUCGUCGGGGACAAUGGCGGACCUGGUUGGCGACCUAGUCUGUCUCCUUGAGCAUGCAAAGAUCAACUCGGCGAUCUGUAUGGGACAUGAUUGGGGCUCUGCGGUCUGUUAUGAAGCUGCUCGCCGGCGCCCAGACAUCUUCCAAGGGGUUGUUGGGAUAGUCGUUCCGUACAUCCCAGCAGCCACUCAUUUCGUCCCUAUCAAAAAUCUCAUCUCUGCGUUUCCGACAUUCAAUUACCAACUUUUCUUCGACACUGUCCCGGACGUCGCCGCAGAGGAACUUGGCAAGGAUGUCGAGAGAAGCAUACGCGCCACUCUGAGAACGGUCGCAAGUCCUCCUCCUCAUGAUUUCCUCAAAUGUUCGGAGUCUUUCUUGAGAGCGUGGGACGGCAUUAGUAUACCUCCCGUGCCCUUCUUCUCUCACGACGAAGAAAAGUAUUUCAUCGAACAGUAUAAUAUCAGCGGUUUCAGAAACACUCUCCAAUUUUACGCACAUGCAAACCGAUAUCAAACAUGGAAAUUAGCGCAUACGCAAGGAAACCACACGAUCCAACAACCGGUACUCGCCGUGUAUCCGACAGAGGACCCUGUAGCCGAUUGGAUGCUUGCAGCGCAGAUGCUGAAAUCCGCCCAUUAUCUUCCGGACCUUACAACGAGUCUCCUUCCGGGAGCACAUUGGGUACACCUGGAGCACCCGGAGAAGCUCAACGAGGUUGUUCGGAAAUGGCUGGAAAGGACAGCACAACCCUACCGCAGCGGUUUCGUCAUCCAGCACCCGCAAAAGUAUUCAGACGAUCUGUAA
Molecule: messenger RNA, 1125 nt
Organism: Cyclocybe aegerita
Lineage: Eukaryota; Fungi; Basidiomycota; Agaricomycetes; Agaricales; Hemipholiotaceae
Source: the annotation of a GenBank genome assembly